AUGUCGAAACCAGCAACAGCAGCAACCGGUUCCUCCUCAACACCUGGCAUCGAGCGUCUCUCUCUCGGUUCGGCAUCCAGCCCCUCUAGCUCACGUCCAUCUCAUGCGCUGCCCAAUCUCUCGAUACCAGCCAAUGCAGGUGCUUCAGGGAGUGGAGAUGGCACACCUUCCGGCUCUUCAGCAUCUCUCAUCACACCUGAUCUCCUUGAUCUAGCCACUCCGGCGCCACACUACAUAGAUAGCCAAGCGCUCCACUCGCUUGCAACAGAGAUGGUGCACACCCUCAUCCAAAGCUCACGCUUCGUCUCUCGCAAACAAUCGCUUGCCCGCGAAAAUCUCCGUCUAGCAGGUAUCAAUAUCCCACCGCCCACCCGACCAGUGUCCAUAGCCACCACUACCGGCCCCAACACGACCGCUUCCACUUCGUCUUCUGCACACAACCAAGUAGUCCGCUCAGUCUCCUGCAUAGACGACUCUGAAACGCUCACCGAAGUCGAGACUCUCCUUACAACCAGACUCGAGUCCAUCGGCUAUCACGUCGGUUACCACCUCACGCAGACCCUCGCACGUGAUAGAGCUAGAUUUACCGACACACUCGAUGUGCUCAAGUUCAUCUGUAAAGAAGUUUGGACGGCAGUUUGGGGGAAACAAGUCGACAAUCUCCGAACCAAUCACCGAGGAGUUUAUGUCUUGCAUGAUAACCAGUUUCAGCCUUUGAGGUAUGCUUCAACUGCACAGGGACCAGCGGUGACGGCGAAGGAAGCAAGAGUAUUCUUGAGCUACAGCGUGGGGAUUGUGAAAGGUGCAUUGUCACAGUUGGAUGUAACGAGUGUGGUAGUGGCAGAGACGAAUCAGGCUCCUGGCUGUACUUUUCACGUCAAGACUCAGCAGAAGCCGGCGACGACAGCGGCAGGGCAGGCUAUCGCGGGGACGAACCAGGCGGCAGCGGGGUCAGCACCCGCGUCCUCAGCGGCUGCGAACUAG
Messenger RNA from Ustilago hordei, 984 nucleotides. RefSeq lists its product as uncharacterized. The record is from RefSeq and is a predicted model, not a curated record. The transcript has a single exon. Gene Ontology annotation, biological process: endoplasmic reticulum to Golgi vesicle-mediated transport; regulation of GTPase activity. Gene Ontology annotation, cellular component: TRAPP complex; cis-Golgi network; trans-Golgi network. The coding region runs from base 1 to 984 and encodes 327 amino acids. Lineage: Eukaryota; Fungi; Basidiomycota; Ustilaginomycetes; Ustilaginales; Ustilaginaceae.